GUGUGGUUUCACAGGCUUGACAGCGCUAGAGUAUGUGACAAGACUGCGUUCUGUACACUAAAUGGAACUCAAAUGAGAAUUUAGAAAAUCCCGGGUUUCAAAAUUCGACAUAAAGCCUAUAGGCUACAAACUCUUGUUUUUCUGAUACAUUGAGCCUUCCCAACAAUCAGAUUGAGUCUGCCACGAGAAGAUGAGCUAACGGCAGGAGAGGAGCGGGAGAGGAGCCUGCUGAUUGGUACGUGCGGGCGUACGUGCGUGCUUGUGUGAGACGGAGAAGCCUAGGUGGCGAAGAUGGCCCGCCCCGCCUCGUCACUGCACCCCCUGCUGUUCCUCGCCUUCGCUGCGGUUCUGUGGGGGUUCCCCUUCAGGCCCUCCCUCGACCUGGAUGUCACCCCCAGGAUUACGGUCUUCUCAAAUGGGUUGCUGGGAUGUCGGCGUUUCGGGGGGACCACUCUGAACUACAGCACCCUGCUGCUGGAGGAGGGCUCGGCCGUGCUGUACGUGGGUGCCAGGGGUGCAGUCUUCGCCUUGGACGCCAGCGACAUCGCUGCCCCCGGCAACAACCUGACCAUUGAGUGGGAGGCAUCAGCGGAGCAGAAGAGGCAAUGCUUAAACAAAGGGAAGGACAAUCAGACCCAGUGCUACAAUCACAUUCGAUUCCUCCAGAGGUACAACGAGACGCACUUGUACGUCUGCGGAACGCACGCCUUCAGACCUCUCUGUGCCUACAUAGAUGCAGAGCACUUCAGGUUCUCCUCUGCUUUUGAGGAGGGGCGGGAGAAGUGCCCCUAUGACCCUGCCAAGGGUUUCACCGGGCUGCUUGUAGAUGGUGAGAUGUACACAGCCUCGCAGUACGAGUUCCGCAGCUCCCCUGACAUUCGACGCAACUUCCCGUACCCCAUUUUGAAGACCGAGGAGGCGCCCACCCGCUGGUUGCAUGAGGCAGAUUUUGUGGGGUCGGCGCUGGUGAGAGAGAGCAUAAACAGCUCGAUUGGCGACGAUGACAAGCUCUACUUCUUCUUCACUGAGAUGAGCCAGGAGUCGACGCCAUACUUCAGCCAGACCAAGGUGGCUAGGGUGGCUCGGGUUUGCAAGAGCGACUGGGGGGGCCAGAGGACCCUCCAGCGGAAGUGGACAUCCUUCCUGAAGGCCCGGUUGGUCUGCUCCGUGCCCGACUACGACUUCCACCUGAACGUGCUGCGCAGCGUGUUCGUGGUGGAGGGCGAGAGCCAGCAGAGCACCGUCUUCUACGGCGUCUUCGGUCUGGAAUGGAAAAAUGUCAAAGCAUCCGCUGUCUGCCAGUACUCUAUUGCGGAUGUGCAGAAGGCUUUUGAGGGUUCCUAUGUGGAGAACCAGGACUCCUCUCAGAAAUGGGCUGCAUACACGGGGAAGGUGCCGGAACCCAGACCGGGCUCGUGCAUCACAAACCACUUCCGAGCCAAAGGCUUCAACUCCUCCUUCGACCUGCCCGACGACGUGCUGAACUUUGCGAGGAGGCACCCGCUGAUGUAUCAGCAGGUGCGGCCCAGGAAGGAGCGCCCCCUGCUGUUCAAGAGGAGUGUGGACUACACCAAGAUCGCCGUGCACAGGGUGGCUGCCCUGGACGGCCGGCAGUACGACGUCAUGUUCAUCGGCACAGAUGAAGGCUGGCUGCACAGAGCUGUGGAAAUCGAAGGUCAGGUACACAUCAUAGAGGAACUGCAGCUGUUUGAGGAACCGCAGCCGGUUGAUGCCAUGGUCAUCUCCCGAGUACAGAGGAGCAUCUAUGUGGGCUCUCCAUCUGGAGUUCUCCAGCUGCCCCUGUCCAGCUGUCACCGGUAUACCUCCUGUUUCAACUGCAUCUUUGCACGGGACCCCUUCUGUGCCUGGGGUGGCUCAGAGUGUGUGGAGAUUGCGUCUGUGACAGACAGAUCCAGGCUUACCCAGGACAUUGUUAAUGGAAACACAGGCUGUGAGUCUGGCACAGGAGAAGGCGCAGUAGUCCACCGCACGCGCUCAGUGAUGGAGGGGGACGACGUCCUCCUGCAGUGUGAGCUCCAGUCCAACCUGGCCUCCCCACGGUGGACGCUGGACGGCCAGGAGCUGCAGGGGUACGGGCUCAACUCGGGGUACCGCAUCGGCAACGAUGGCCUGCUCAUCAUCAGGGCCCACGCGGGACAGAGCGGUCACUACCGCUGCCUCGCAGUGGAGAACCAGGUCCAGGUGCUGGCAGGGAGCUACACCGUGAAGGUCCGGCCUGACCUGCCUCCCCCAACUCCACCUCCGGCAGCUAUACCCACCUCAACAACAAGGAGGAAGACUGUCGUCAUCCUUUCGUCGAUCACCCACCUUCCCCCCACCAGCAACCCUACCGAACAGCCACUCCCCUCCCCGCCCUCUCCCCCCGCCCCCCUGCCCCCCGGCCCCGAAUACCAGACCUUCAGGAACAUGGAGGUCAUGUACAUCUCCCUGGUGGUGAUCCUGGGCGGGCUCUGCCUGGUGCUGACAGUGGUCCUGCUCUACGUGGCCUUCUGCGCGCAGGGCAGGAGCCGGGGCAGGAAGUACUCCCUGCAGGGCCCUCGGCCCGACAGGAAGAGGAGCUCCCACAUGGAGCUGAAGACCGUCUCCAGUCACUGCAAUGGGAAGAGGGAGGGCCCAGGGGCGAGGAGCAGCGGGGAUGGAGGCGACGGCCCGGGCCUCCUGCAGAUCGUGCCGGGCGAGGGCCAGUCGUCGCCCAACAAGGAGCCUUGCCCGCCCACACCCGCCCCCCCGCUCCCCCAGCCCCCUCCCCUGCCCACCUCCGAGUACGUCAACGGGCUGUCGGCCACCCUGCCCAGCGUCUUGCGCAAAAUGAACGGGAACAGCUACGUGCUCCUGCGGCAGGCCGACCCAGAGACCACCUCCCCGCUCUACCACUCCUUCACGGAGGAGCUCAACAAGAUCCUAGAGAAGCGGAAGCACAACCAGCUGGUGACAAAGCCGGAUGAGAGCUCCGUGUAGGUGGGGAGGUCUCACUGCACGCCAAAGUGCCCGAGGGCUCGUUUAAAAAAGUCUUUACACCCGAGAGCUUCCGGAGCUUUCACAAUAUCAAACUCGACUGGUGCAGCAGCAACCCCACGGAGCAUUUUCAGUUUUACAGAAAGUGUGUGUUUAGUUUUCCUGGGGAGGAAAAGUAUUGCCUAGUCAGGAAGCUAUGACUCAAGAAUCUUUGAGAGAGAAUUUUGUUGUUGAUUAAUAAUAAACAAUAGCGAGGUCUGGGGCCAUCACCUACCUUUCACACAUUCCCUCAUUAGUACCUUCUCUCCCAUGUAAUGGUGAAAUGAAGGUGCAAAAUGUACUUUGAGGGAGACACUCACCAAGUCAGCGAGUGUACGAACAAGUGAACGAGAGACUCCACCAAUUUGUAGGUCUGCAUAUUUGCCGUAAAAACAGACAUCUACCUCAGUAGAGUAGCAAGCACUGUUGACCCUCUGUGGAUAAUUUGAUAACGAGGCAAGGUCUGACUGGAAUAGGUGGAUCAGUCGACAGCAGCGGUCUAGUGAUGAGGGAGCUGUUGAAGAUACAAACAGUGGGCAGGCAGUGACCUAUACGACAGACUCCAAACCUCACCCCCAUCCAUAGAGGAAAGGGGGUGGGGUUGAGACAGCAUGGCAUCUGGAAUUGUCUUGCUACACGAGUACACUAAUGGCUGGAGUGACACCUUUGCGAAGAAGGACAAAAUUUAACGACGGUAUAAUCCAACCCACACCCCCGGUCUUAUUUUUCUUACUGUUGUUCUCAUUGUAAAAUAUGUAAAUAUUGACAGUGAUGGAAAGGAAAAGUCAACAGCAGUCAGCCAGCCAGCGACUUACGCUGCCACAUAACUAAUCAAGAGGCAUGUGGAGAAAACAAAAUGGAUGACUGGACGUGUCAAUCUUUUAAAUCUUAUUUUAUGUGGAGCAAAGACGAUGCCAGUUGGCAUGGAUGCCAGUAUUAAUCGUUGAGAUGCACUUUUUUUUCCCUGUUUCACCGUGUCUUCCUGGGAGGUAGAGCUUUGCUUGAG
Conger conger (European conger) is the source of this 4021-nucleotide messenger RNA. RefSeq names its product sema domain, immunoglobulin domain (Ig), transmembrane domain (TM) and short cytoplasmic domain, (semaphorin) 4Gb (gene sema4gb). Bases 292 to 2979 code for a protein of 895 amino acids. Lineage: Eukaryota; Metazoa; Chordata; Actinopteri; Anguilliformes; Congridae. Gene Ontology annotation, molecular function: semaphorin receptor binding; chemorepellent activity. The transcript has 15 exons. The record is from RefSeq and is a predicted model, not a curated record. Gene Ontology annotation, biological process: negative chemotaxis; semaphorin-plexin signaling pathway; positive regulation of cell migration.